Telopea speciosissima is the source of this 1200-nucleotide messenger RNA. RefSeq lists its product as uncharacterized. Lineage: Eukaryota; Viridiplantae; Streptophyta; Magnoliopsida; Proteales; Proteaceae. Gene Ontology annotation, molecular function: nucleic acid binding; zinc ion binding. The transcript is spliced from 4 exons. The record is from RefSeq and is a predicted model, not a curated record. Bases 1 to 1200 code for a protein of 399 amino acids.
AUGUGCCACCCUAUUCAAGGAUACGAGAGAUUGCACGAUAGAGAUGGGAGCCCUAGAGAUGAUUAUAGGGGUUAUAGAGAUGGACACUUAGGUAAUAGGGACAGAUUUAGGACUAACCGAGAUGACAGGAAUGAUAGAGAUUAUUAUAGAGAUCGUCGGGACAGACCUAGAUAUGCCCGUGAACCUUCUCGAGAACAUAGAGAUCACCACCGAGGCUACAGAGACAGAGAUAGAGAAUACGGGACAGAGACAGGUCGGCAGCCUACUUUUGAAGAGUAUAUGAGAUCCUACUUCACUGGAGACCAGGGUACUAAUCGGCGCUAUACAGGCAACCAAAAAGUGAAGCUUGAGCUGAAAGAAUUCGAUGGUAAUUCUGACCCCCCAGGCAACACCUCUCGCCCUGCUGUUCCCCCACGUGUGGAUGACAAGGGCAAGGCCCCUAUGGGCCAAAAUGACCCCUUUACUUGUUACUACUGUCAAGACAAAGGACGCAUUGCUAGGGACUGCCCACACAAGAAGAAGCUUAUCAAUGUGGCUGAAAAGGAAGAAGUUCAAGGUAUUCAUGUAAUACGUCAAGAGGCUGCUGUUCAGCCAGAACUGCAACCUUCUUCAUCCUUCGAAGAGCUGCUGUCCGCAUACAAGAUUGCACCAUCCGCUGAAGAUGAACUCAAGCAACUCGAUCCUGAUUUGGAAGACCAUUAUGUGAUCUCCAGCCAUUCAUCGGGGAUGAAUGUUUUCAAGACAGGGAAAGAUAGAGAAUCCCUCCCGAUAGGGACAACAACCUGCCCCCAUAGAAGAAGACAGUACCAGCCCUAUUCAGUGAUACAGAGAUUGCCUGAUAGAGAUGGGAGCCCUAGAGAUGAUUAUAGGGGUUAUAGAGAUGGACACUUAGGUAAUAGGGACAGAUUUAGGACUAACCGAGAUGACAGGAAUGAUAGAGAUUAUUAUAGAGAUCGUCGGGACAGACCUAGAUAUGCCCGUGAACCUUCUCGAGAACAUAGAGAUCACCACCGAGGCUACAGAGACAGAGAUAGAGAAUACCGGGACAGAGACAGAGGUCGGCAGCCUACUUUUGAAGAGUAUAUGAGAUCCUACUUCACUGGAGACCAGGGUACUAAUCGGCGCUAUACAGGCAACCAAAAAGUGAAGCUUGAGCUGAAAGAAUUCGAUGGUAAUUCUGACCCCCCAGGUAUUUUAUGA